Orbilia oligospora ATCC 24927 is the source of this 2589-nucleotide messenger RNA. RefSeq lists its product as uncharacterized. The record is from RefSeq and is a predicted model, not a curated record. The coding region runs from base 1 to 2589 and encodes 862 amino acids. Gene Ontology annotation, biological process: intracellular potassium ion homeostasis; proton export across plasma membrane; regulation of membrane potential. NCBI's taxonomy places the organism in Eukaryota, Fungi, Ascomycota, Orbiliomycetes, Orbiliales, Orbiliaceae. Gene Ontology annotation, cellular component: plasma membrane. The transcript is spliced from 4 exons. Gene Ontology annotation, molecular function: sodium:proton antiporter activity.
AUGUUGGUCUCUUUGUUCGUUAAGGAAAAGCUUUACAUCGGUGAAGCUACGGUUGCAACCAUCUGUGGUGUUAUAUUUGGCCCAUACGCCGCAAACCUAUUCGAUCCGAACAGUUGGGGAAAUGUGGACCAAAUUACCUUGGAGUGUAGCCGAAUUGUUCUUGUAGUACAGUGUUUCGCUGUUGGUGUCGAAUUACCCAAGGCGUAUAUGACUCGUCACUGGAAAUCCGUCGUUUAUCUCCUUAUUCCCGUUAUGACCUUCGGAUGGCUUGUCGUAUCUGUGUUCAUCUGGUGGCUCAUAAAGCCUUUGUCAUGGCUAGACUCACUUUGCAUAGCAGCUUGCGUCACCGCUACAGAUCCUGUGCUUGCAUCUUCGGUCGUGGGUAAGGGUAAGUUCGCGAAACGAAUUCCGAAGCAUCUUAGAGAUCUUCUGUCCGCGGAGUCCGGUUGCAACGAUGGCAUGGCUUUCCCAUUCAUCUAUCUUGCCAUAUAUCUUAUCCACUACCGACCUAAUGCAGGCGAGGUCUUUUACCAUUGGUUCGUUUUUACCGUUCUCUACGAAUGUGUCUUCGGAGCGGUCUUCGGAUGUUGCGUGGGAUACGCGGGACGUCGACUCAUAAAAUGGGCCGAAGCCAAGAACAUCAUUGAUAGAGAAAGUUUCUUGGUGUUUUAUUUUACCUUGGCUUUGUUUUGUGCUGGUGCAGGAAGUAUUCUCGGCGUUGAUGAUCUCCUUGUGGGCUUCUGCGCUGGAGUCGCGUUUAGUAACGAUGGCUGGUUCGCGCAUAAGACUGAGGAAUCUCAUGUGUCCAACGUCAUUGACCUGUUACUAAACUUGGCAUACUUCGUUUACUUCGGCUCAAUCAUUCCAUGGGACAUGUACAAUCGACCAGAGUGGGGCUUAGAACCCUGGAGACUGACUUUCCGAGAGUCUCUUUUCGCUGGCCAUUUUGGACCUAUCGGCGUCGGUGCUAUUUUUGUCGCUAUUCUCGCUCGGUCAGAACUUUCAACUGGAAACGCUGCAACGCCACUCGCUGUACUCCCGGACCCUGACAGUGACUUUGAAAAUCUCCUCUUGAUUGAGGUUAUCUGGCCCAUUGUCACGUUUUUGGUAAUAUCUUCGAUUAUUGUUCAUGGAUCUUCCAUUGCCGUGUUCACGCUGGGUAAGCGCAUCAACAGGAUGACUCUCACAAUGUCAUACACCACUCAAGGUCCUGAAGAAUCCUGGGUUAGCCGACUUCCAUUCCUAAACCGUGGCCAAUCAAUGUCCAUAAGGAAACCAGAGGAAUCGGACAACGAAAAACUCCCCGGCGAAGGGCAAUUCCCUCCUGGUGCUCUGCCACCUGCAGGCGGUAUCCCUGGAGGCUUCGGCGGCGCAAGGAAAUCUAGUGGACGCAUGAGCGGCUCUGAGGCCGCACCUCGACGCCGUAAUGGUCUGGGUAGACCAAAGAACCACCAUGGAACGUCGGUAUCUAGCGAACGUCUACCACCUCCAGAAGCUGUCAAUGUCCAUAUUCCACCCGAGGGCAACGCUUACCAAGAAGGCAAUGAAAUCCUAGUCGAAAACGCAGAGGGCGACGUGGUCAGCCAAUUUAGAAGGCUCUCUGACGGCAGAAUCGAGGAUACAUUCGACGAAUCAAAGGACACACGUGCAGGUAAACCUGGUACAGCACUACCUCACCCAGCAGAAAUUGCCGACGAGUUUGUCCACCAAAAUGAACCUCCUCGUGGCAGGGAACGGCGUGGAUCUGAUGCCCACCGAAAACGUGGCACUGCUACUGCUUACCAAAGCGGUAAUGACGUCAUUGUUGAGGAUGAAGACGGUGAAGUUAUCAAGGUCAUUCGCACAAACACGAACACCGAGCGAAGGGAUACCAUCUUGGGCAUUCCCACUGGUCGUCGACCAAGCUUGCAGAAAAUCGGAUCUUGGUUGACUGGAAAGUCGACUGCUGGUGAAACGAGCAAUCCCCCGCACCGAGAGCAAAAUGAUGAAACUAUGUCUAUCAGAUCCAAUGACGAGCACGGGGUUCACCUUCACAAUCCGUUCCACGGUGGACGUAUGAGUCGAAAAGAGAUUGUUGACCAUUUCCAAACCAUUGAUCCAAGAUACCGCUCGAAAAUCGCAGAAGCCCACAACAUCCCCCAAAAGUUAGUCGCGGAAGCUGACCGACUUGACGACGACGAGAGCGGCACAUAUUCUCCAGGGAACGCUAGUCGAAGCCGAAGUGGAACUGUCACGGGUCCAACAGAUCAAGUUAUCGAGAAGGCCGUUGCGUCUGCUCGCUUGCCUGAUCCAGGACUUGCAUUAUCGAAGAUGCAGAGCACCACUAGCGCUGACCACCCUGAAAAUUUCGAGGAGGAAACUCCUGCCGAACGUCGUAGAAGGGAGGGUGCCCUAGGAUUGGGAGGUGAAAGGAGUGACAACGGCGGCUCCUCGCAGCAUCACCCAGAAACUGAAGCUGAACGCCGACGUCGUGAAGCUGCACUCAGCUCGACCGCCGAUGAAGACGACAGUGAGGACGAUGGUACCGAGCGCCAGCAGCCCACCAGACGUGGUAUCCGCUUUGCCGAACAGGAUAGGAGGGGAGGUUAG